This is a messenger RNA of Yamadazyma jaroonii, 1782 nucleotides long. NCBI's taxonomy places the organism in Eukaryota, Fungi, Ascomycota, Pichiomycetes, Serinales, Debaryomycetaceae. The record is from the annotation of a GenBank genome assembly.
AUGCUUGGUGGAGCACCACCACCACCUCCACCACCCUUGCCCAUGGAAAACUCACCUGUUAUUGUUCAAAGAGAGGCUUUCAAAGAACCUUCACCUUCACCUUUCGAUAACUUCCCCAGACCUAAAAAGAAGAUGAAACAGUUACAUUGGGAAAAAUUCGACGACUUAUCUUCUAAUUCAUUCUGGAAAGAAUCACAAACUCAUUCUUUAGCUGGAGAUUUAUUAUCUAAAGGUGUUUUUGAUGAAAUCGAAUUAAUCUUUGCUGCCAAAGAAAUCAAGAAAAUCGCUACCAAGAAGAAAGAAGAUAUCGAUAAGAUUUCUUUCUUAUCGAGAGAUAUCUCUCAACAAUUUGGUAUUAAUCUUCAUUCAUUCAAUAGUUUAUCUGAUGAUGAAUUAAUCAGUAAGGUUUUAAGAUGUGAUAAAGAAGUUGUACAUAAUAUAGCUGUUUUAGAGUUCCUCGGCAAAGAAGAAGUCGUUGAAGUCUCUAAUAAUUUAGCUAGAAAUCUUGAACCUUAUGCUACUGAUUACAAAGUGGAAAAUCCAAGUAAACCUGAAAAGGAUCCUAAUGACUUACAACGUGCCGAUAGAGUUUAUUUGGAAUUGAUGUAUAAUUUACAACACUAUUGGAAAUCAAGAAUGAGAGCUUUGAAAUUAGUAGCCACUUAUGAAAGAGAUUAUGAAGAUUUAAUCAAUAAGUUAAGAUCAAUUGACGAAGCUGUUGAUAGCAUCAAGAAUUCAAAACACUUAAAGGGUGUUUUUGAAAUCAUUUUAACUGUUGGUAAUUAUAUGAACGAUACUACUAAACAAGCACAAGGUUUCAAAUUAAGUUCUUUACAACGUCUUAGUUUCAUGAAAGAUGAUAAAAAUAGUAUGACUUUCUUGCAUUAUGUGGAGAAAAUCAUCAGAUUACAAUACCCCCAAUUAGCAGGGUUCAUUGACGAAUUAUCAAAGUGUUUACAAAUUAACAAAUACUCCAUUGAAGGUAUUCAGAAUGAUUGCAGAGAAUUCAUUCAAUCAAUAAAGAAUGUCCAAAGUUCAAUGGAUAUUGGAAAUUUGAGUGACGUCUCCAAAUUCCAUCCUAAUGAUAGAAUUUUGAAAGUGGUUGUUCCAAGUUUACCAAAAGCUAAGAGGAAGAGUGAUUUAUUGAACGAUUCAUCUUCAUUUACUUUCAAUGAGUUUGAUAAUUUGAUGAAAUAUUUCGGUGAAGAUCCGAGUGAUUCAUUCGUUAGAAAUUCAUUCAUUUCUAAGUUUGCUGACUUCAUAAAUGAUUAUAAACGUGCUCAUACGGACAAUUUGAAACGUGAAGAAGAAUUGAGAUUAUAUGAACAAAGAAAGAAAUUACUUGAAGCUCAACAAAAGAAGAAUGAAAGUAAGGAUUCAUUACCUGAGGAAAAAGAUAGCGGUGAUAACGAUGUUAUGGAUUCUUUGUUAGAAAAAUUGAAAGCAGCUGGACCUUCGAGAAAUGAACCUUCAUCAGCAAGAAAAAGAGCUCUUAUGAGAAAGCAUUUGCUAGAAUCUCAACAGAAGAAAACACACGAUGAUAGUUUCAAUGAUUCCCAGGAGGAUUUGACUACAGUAUCACCUACUCCUGGAUCUUCCACUACGGAUAUACUAGAAGACGAUAAGAAUGUGGGUGAUAGAGCAAGAAAUCUAUUGCAAGAAUUAAGAGGGGCGGAAGCUCCUUCAAGACAAUCAGCAGCUCUGAAAUAUCGUCAAGAACGUUUAAAGCGUCGAACCACCAAUAUAGAUGAAUCUGAUAACCCCGAUGAGUCAAAUACUUAA